CGGGCUUCGCGCGCCGAGAUGUUAUCUUCAUACUCUUCAAUCACCGCUCCGCUUGCUGCUCAUUCUUCGUGAGCCCGCGCCGUCUAGACAGCUUCAGCGUUGUGGGCCGCUCGCUCACGAGACUCCAGCAACAUGAACUACUCCAAUAUGAUUGAGGAGAAGAACCUCAAGAAAACCUUCAUUAUAGCCACACUCUGCUCCACCCUCGUCGGCACCUUCACCUCGUCCAUGGGCCUCUACGAAGCAAUCGCCAAGAAGAGACAGCAACGCAAGAGAGACUCCGGACAGGAUGAAGAGAUCAAGAAGCUCAGAGAAAAGGUGGAGAAGGCAGAUAAGCGGGACGACCGGGAACGGGACGACAGCCGGCGGCGACGGCCCUCUCCCCGGGGCGGACCACGUGACGAAUUUUCCGAUUCGCUGGACCGAUCGGGCGCCAUGAUACAGCGGCAGUACGAGCAAGGCUACCAGCAGCUAGGGCGGAGGUUCGCAGUGGGAGACACCCUCACCGAAAAUCAACUCCAAGCCCAGAUCAUCUCCCUGCAGCAAACCGUCAUCCACAUCCUGCAAGACGCCCUCUACAACGAGCGCCCGCUGUCCCAAUCCGACCUCCAAAAGCUGAAGCUCGCCUCGCAAUCCGCCCGCGAAGGCUCCCUCGAGGCCCUCCGCGCGCAGCAACAACGCCUCGAAUCCCCCACCGCCUCGCCGGCCCCCCGCGCUCUCCCCCCGCCCCGGCGCGCCGCCACCCUCAUCGACGAGCCCGCCUCCGUCUUCUGCCGCUACAGCCUCGACCUGCAGUACAUCGCGCGCAAGCCCCUCUCCGCCGCCUUCGACGCCCGCGGCGACGGCCGCUGCCCGGACUGCCGCGCGCUCGUCCCCAUCGCGCCGGACGACUUCUGGAAGAUCGGCAAGCGGAGCCCGAUCCUGGUCCCGGACGGCGCGUUCGAGAAGGAGGUGCUCGAGGAGCGCGAGUUCCGCCUCGGCCAGCGCUUCAUCGUCAAGUGCCACACCGAGGACGGCGAGUUUGCGUGCGUGCUGUGCAACCGGUUCCGUGAUGUGGAUGUCGUGUGCGGCAGCGUGGAGACGCUUGUGAACCACGUGGGCCGCGCGCACGAGGUCGAGGAGUUUGAGAAGGAGGCGGAUUUGAGGGAGUUGUUGCUCCCGCCGCUGCCGCUGCCGGCUCCGCUACCGCCGGUGGUUAAGGAGCGCGAGAGGGAGCUGGUGGAGGUUAGGGGCGAGCGGAGGGCGCUGGAGUAUCGGUGAGAUGGGGGGCCGUGGAUAGCGGUGCGGACGGACGGGCUUCUACAUGGUGGGAUGGUUCACGAGUAACGACUAUAUAUCAUGGGUUCAUAGCAGGCGAUGGCGCUGGGAUGGGCAUAGCUCGGCUUCUUUUGUAGGUACAUAUACGAAUACCUCUUG
Messenger RNA from Mytilinidion resinicola, 1416 nucleotides. RefSeq lists its product as uncharacterized. Bases 133 to 1260 code for a protein of 375 amino acids. The record is from RefSeq and is a predicted model, not a curated record. The transcript is spliced from 3 exons. Lineage: Eukaryota; Fungi; Ascomycota; Dothideomycetes; Mytilinidiales; Mytilinidiaceae.